Molecule: messenger RNA, 2058 nt
Organism: Prorocentrum cordatum
Lineage: Eukaryota; Dinophyceae; Prorocentrales; Prorocentraceae
Source: the annotation of a GenBank genome assembly
CCCGGACAACCCAAGUGUGCACCAAGAGCGCCCCAAGAAGGGGGCCCAGAGGUCCGUAGCCAUUUUGGGUCAAGGCUCAAAGUUUGCAUCCAGGCUUACUCUUCUGCACAUCGCAUCCAUCACACGCACACUCGGCCAAGCUUACAGCUUAUACGUUAUACCUCGAUGUUUGCAUUUGCGUCAGCAAAUGUCUGCCAUCAGGCACCCUGGUUCGCGUGGUUGGUGGGCAUCGCCUUCCACAUUGUGCCCCUUGCAGAUUCGCUCAAGACGGUCUCCACGGUGAACGCAACGGGACACUUGCAGUUGUCGCUUGAUGUUGAUGGCAUGGUUCUCAAGACGGACCGCUCGUGGGCCUGCACUUCGAUCAGUGCGAGUAGUUUCACGUACCAGUACAAUUCUUAUCGGUCCGGCGACACGAUCGUGGUGACAAACAAUGCGUUGGGCCAGACCGGGCGGGCAUACUACAAGUGGACAAAUUCGGGGGGAUUCAAGAUCAAUUUCGAUAUGUGGAUGGGCGGUGGUACAGGCGCCGAUGGCAUGUGCAUGAAGUACGGAGGUUAUGAUUAUGGCGAAUAUGGCGAAAAUAUUGCUUCCAAUGGCUUAUCUGUAUGCUUCGACUCCUAUUCAAACGACAACGAUCAUGGCGUGGUGAUGGGCUGGAACGGUGGGAACAUCUUUUCACAGAUAGGCUCGGGCCACUGGGGUGAGCAAGUUCCUCUAUUCGAGGAUUCCACCUGGCAUGACGUCAUUGUGGAGGUUACCCCCAGCGGCAAUGGUGCGAAUGUGAUAUUGAAUUUCGACAACGGUUACUACUACAGAACUGCUUGGAUUGGUAGUUACUCGUCAAUCGUUGGCAGCCAGCAGUUGGCCUUCACUGCAAGAACUGGUGGCUCCACCAACUGGCACUACGUCAAGAACAUCCAGGCGUGCACCGCCGCGACGCCUAGCCCGACGCCGUAUCCGACGCCGUACCCGUCGCCGUACCCGACGCCGUAUCCAACGCCUUACCCGACGCCGUAUCCGACGCCGCACCCGACGCCGUACCCGACGCCCUAUCCGACGGCAUUCCCGACGCCCUAUCCGACGGCGUUUCCAACGCCAUUCCCGACGCCGUAUCCGACGCCGUACCCGACGGCGUUUCCGACGCCCUACCCGACGGCGUUCCCGACGCCCUACCCGACGGCGUUCCCGACGCCCUACCCGACGGCGUUCCCGACGCCCUACCCGACGGCGUUCCCGACGCCCUACCCGACGGCGUUCCCGACGCCCUUCCCGACGGCAUUCCCGACGCCGUUCCCGACGCCUGGCCCGACGCCCAGCCCGACGUAUCCUGCAGGUUGGCCGACGCCACAUCCGACCUUUCCUCCCAUGGCUCCCAUGGCGGGCGGAGCCGGGGCUGGGGGCGUGGCUGCAACUGGCGACCCACACUUGCAGAACAUCCACGGUGAGCGGUUCGAUGUGAUGAGGCCUGGCAGGCACGUCUUGCUACACAUCCCACGGGGCGAGCGGGCCGAGAGCGUGCUGCUCCGCGUGGAAGCCGAGGCGCGUCGGCUGGGCGGGCAGUGCGCAGACAUGUACUUCCAGGAGCUGAACAUCACGGGGGCGUGGGCGGAGGCGAAACAGACGGGCGGCCUCGUCUUCCAGGCCCGCAGCGACGACGGCGACCUCUCGGACUGGGAGAAGUUUGGGAGGAUCGAGCUGAAGGUUGCCCACGGGCGUACGAAGCAAGGCGUGCGCUACCUGAACUUCUACGUCAGGCACCUGGGGCGCGCCGGCUUCGACGUCGGAGGGCUGCUGGGAGGGGACGACCACUCCGCGGCCGCGGAGCCUCCGGAGGCGUGCGCUCGGCGCGUCUCCCUCGCGAGGGGGCACCACGCCUCGGAUGCAGAGGCGAGGCUUGCGUGACAGCGUGGGCGCGAGAGGGGCGAUGGCUCCGCUUUUGAGCGCUUUAGAGAGGCACGGCGAGAUCCCACGAUGGUACAGCGUAUCUGUUUGUAGCCGACACCCACGUGGGCCUGCGAGAGCCGCCGCGUUUGCUGGACGCGCCUUCUGAGCAAA